Molecule: messenger RNA, 1334 nt
Organism: Quercus robur (English oak)
Lineage: Eukaryota; Viridiplantae; Streptophyta; Magnoliopsida; Fagales; Fagaceae
Product: protein FAF-like, chloroplastic
Exons: 1
Coding region: 398-1054 (218 amino acids)
Source: RefSeq, a predicted model, not a curated record
GAUUAUGGCCAUGGGGUAGUUGGAUCAUGCAUAUAUGGCGACGUCAUGGGGGCCUCACUAUGAGCCUAUGAAAAGUGUGAUUACAAAAUUCAAAAAGGCUGUAACAAUGGCGUGAAAUUCAAGGGCAGUAGUGCUACCAUAGGUCAAAAAAAUUUGCAGAGAUAAAAAAAUUGUAAAGAAUCAAGAAUAACUAUGAGCCCAUGAAAAGUAUGGUGGUAUAGUAUUAUGUGCGUUUAGCUUUGUUUGUCUAAAAUCACGUUUUUAUUGCUCUUUCGCUUUUCACUGAGGUGACUCAAAAAGUGGUUCUUUUCUCUCCUAUGUAAAAGAACUUUCGGUCUCUUUAUAGCAGAUUUAUUCAUCAUCUUCUUCGUCAGAAUUGUGAAGAGAAAGUAGAGAUAUGGAGCUCAAUUCAAGAAGAAAAGAAGAAGCAUUACAAUUCGAUUUAUGGAGCAUAAUGAUGUCCGAAAUGGCCAAAGACAAAGAGGGUGCACCCAAACCACUUCCACCUCUUAAGAGAUCAGUGAUCUCCAUGAACCACAAGAGUCUCCAACUAUGUACAGAAACUCUGGGAUCGGAGAGCGACCCACUUCCUGAUAUUUCACGUACUUGUAAUAUACUUCCACCUCUUAAGAGAUCAGUGAUCUCCAUGAACCACAAGAGUCUCCAACUAUGUACAGAAACUCUGGGAUCGGAGAGCGACCCACUUCCUGAUAUUUCACGUACUUGUAAUAUUGACCUAGAGCUAUCUGAGACUGGCUCUUACAGGUUCUCAUCGUACCCUCCUAUGGAGACUGUGAAACAACAACAAGAGCAAGAUGAGAAGGUGUGUGGAACUUUUGAGAAUAAGGAAGAAAGUAGAGACUGUAUAGUGAUGGGAAAGCAGUCCCAUAAUGCUUGUUCUAGUAAGAAAUUAUCGAAGCCUAGAUCAAGAUCGUUCCCACCACCUCUUCCUUCGCUGUCUCGCAUGGAGUUGGAGCCUCAUCGAGACAAUGGUCGAUUAGUACUCCAAGCUGUGUCCUUAUUCCCUUCACAAAACCAGUUUCAAGCAAGGUAAUCCGGUGAGUCGGUGAUUUGUCCAAAUAAUCUUAUCUUAGGGUCUCCUUUGUUGUCACUUCACACACAGCUCACUUCCAUGUGGAAUGUUGAAGAAUUGUGUGGCUCGCAUGGCCCACCUUGACUUGUGCAGCGUUGUAUGUAUGGCUUGUGUGUAUUAGAGUUUCAGUCCUUAUAAUCUCAUAUUACUACUAUAAAGGUUAGGCCCUUUUGUAGUAGUAUUUUGAUUAUGUAAUGUAUUAUAAGUCUGUUUAAAAAACUUUAUAUAUUACUUUUGUGUU